Molecule: messenger RNA, 1911 nt
Organism: Clarias gariepinus (North African catfish)
Lineage: Eukaryota; Metazoa; Chordata; Actinopteri; Siluriformes; Clariidae
Gene: cdk5rap1
Product: CDK5 regulatory subunit associated protein 1
Exons: 13
Coding region: 81-1793 (570 amino acids)
Biological process (GO): tRNA modification; negative regulation of cyclin-dependent protein serine/threonine kinase activity
Cellular component (GO): cytosol; mitochondrion
Molecular function (GO): 4 iron, 4 sulfur cluster binding; tRNA-2-methylthio-N(6)-dimethylallyladenosine(37) synthase activity
Source: RefSeq, a predicted model, not a curated record
CAGUACAAGUUCCGGUUCAGAAACGGGUUUAUUAAAAAUAAAAAAUACUGUAUAAUUGUAUUACUAUAUUUAAUUCAGAAAUGAACUCUGCAUGGAGUUUGAGACUCCUUAUAUUUAGCGUUCGUAAAGGUUUAUAUCGACGAGUGCGCGACUGCAACCAAGGCUACUGCUCAGCGCAUGCGACUCCAACAGUUACCGCAACCGAGUUUAAAAGCAAACUGAGUUCCGGUCCGGGUUUAACACACUUUAUUAAACAUUCUGCUUCACACAAGAGUAAAGUUCCUGAGGUUUAUGAACAUGAAGAGCCGUAUCUCCCAGUACACUCCGCUGAUGAGUAUCCACGUAAAGUGUAUUUUGAAACAUAUGGCUGUCAAAUGAACGUGAAUGACACAGAAAUUGCAUGGUCGAUUCUCCAGAAAGGAGGUUAUCAGAGGACAGCCGAGCUCUCAGAGGCCGAUGUUGUGCUGCUUGUUACCUGCUCUGUAAGGGACAAAGCAGAGCAGACCAUCUGGAACAGACUCAAACAGCUUGGAGUCCUCAGAAAGAAGCGGCCUAAGACCGAUGUCCCUUUGAAAAUCGGAGUGUUGGGCUGCAUGGCAGAGCGACUAAAAACCGAGCUGUUAGAAAGAGAGCAGCUGGUGGACGUCAUAGCAGGACCAGACGCUUAUAGAGACCUACCACGUCUCCUGUCUCUCGCUCACGGAGGACAGAGAGCCAGCAACGUCCUGCUUUCUCUGGAGGAGACCUACGCUGAUGUCAUGCCAGUCCAUCAUGCAGGACACAGUGCUUUUGUGUCCGUAAUGCGUGGCUGUGACAACAUGUGCAGCUACUGUAUCGUCCCCUUUACUCGUGGAAGAGAGCGGAGCAGACCCGUGUCCUCCAUACUGGAAGAAGUGCGCAGACUCUCUGACCAGGGUGUAAAGGAGGUGACUCUGCUAGGGCAGAACGUGAACAGCUACAGGGACGUAUCAGAGAUGCAGAUCAGCACCUCAGGGGUUGUUUCAGGUCUCAGUCGGGGUUUCAGCACGGUGUACCGUGAGAAGCAGGGAGGUCUACGCUUCGCUGACCUUCUGGACAGAGUCUCCGUGAUCGAUCCUGACAUGAGGAUACGCUUCACCUCUCCACAUCCCAAGGAUUUUCCAGAUGAGGUGUUGGAUUUGAUCCAGGAGAGGAAUAACAUCUGUAAGCAGAUCCAUCUCCCAGCUCAGAGUGGCAGCAGUCAGGUUUUACAAUCCAUGAGACGUGGCUACACCCGGGAGGCGUACCUCGAGCUAGUGGAGAACAUUCGAAGGAUAAUCCCAGGUGUCAGUCUGAGCAGCGACUUCAUCACCGGCUUCUGUGGCGAGACGGAGGAGGACCACCAGCAGACGCUGUCUCUGAUCAGGGAGGUUGGCUACAAUGUAGGCUUCCUGUUCGCCUACAGCAUGAGGAAGAAAACGCAUGCAUACCACCGCCUCCAAGACGACGUCCCUGCUGAGGUGAAGCAGAGGCGCCUGGAGGAGCUCAUAUCUGUGUUCCGUGAGGAAGCCACUAAACUGAACUCGGGUCUCAUCGGGAGCACGCAGCUCGUCCUAGUGGAGGGAGAGAGUAAACGAUCAUCUGAGGAUCUUUGUGGUCGGAGCGACGGUAAUGUCAGAGUUAUUUUUCCCAGAAAGGAUUUGCACACCACAGACAUUAACACUGCCCCUGUUAAAGCGGGAGACUAUGUCCUAGUAGAGAUAACUUCAGCAAACUCACAGAGCCUCCGAGGCCAUGCCUUCAGUCACACCAGCCUGACUGCCAACCGACAAUAAACCUGUGAGGAGCAUCGUAAUGAACAGGCGGCUGUACUUUAAUAAUGCCUUUUCCAAAAAAAGGAUUUAUGACCCCAUGUGGGAGUCAUUUGAUUUACAAAAGAAGGUUAUGAUAAAA